This is a messenger RNA of Lolium rigidum, 1510 nucleotides long. RefSeq lists its product as uncharacterized. Bases 26 to 1510 code for a protein of 494 amino acids. The transcript is spliced from 10 exons. NCBI's taxonomy places the organism in Eukaryota, Viridiplantae, Streptophyta, Magnoliopsida, Poales, Poaceae. The record is from RefSeq and is a predicted model, not a curated record.
UUUCACCCCUGUGAUCGUCGAUCGGAUGCCGAUGCCGCACAAGAACAAGAGGCGCCGCCGACGCACGAGUCCUUCUCUUCAACAACAACUCUCCCGCCCGCGCCUUACUGAAGAAGAUGGCGCAUCUGAUUCCCUUGUCGAUUCCGAUAGCAGCAGCCGUGUGGGGGAUGGAGGCUCUCCGCCGCCCGAUCUCCCCGACGAGCCUGUUGUGUCCUCACCAGAGCCAAGGUACUCCUACCAUGAAAUGAUCGCCAUGCGCCUCGCUCGAUUGCGGUUACCAGACGGCACCGACGGCUCCGACUUGCCCGGUUUCCCUUCCAGUGAAAUUCUCCUAGCCCUUACUCGUACAUCUUUCCACACUGAUGAAUCGCGAGCUGCUUGGCUAGAAUACCAGUGCCAGAUUUUCUUGAGCGAGCCCCGCGGACCAGAUGGAGAAUCAUCUGAUUCCCCGUCCCCGCCCCUUGUUGACAUGGGGGGUUCCACUUGUACUAGUACUAUACCGGACAUUGGUAUCACGGAUGAGGAAUACAUGGCAGACUGUGAAACACUAGCGGCUCGCAUCCCUGAAAUUGACACUUACCAUGAACUGGAACAAGACGAGACCAACAAGCUCCAUCUCAAGCAUGCACUUUAUCGCAUCAAAGCUUGCCUGCUGUUGAAAGGAAAGCCACUUGACGAGCUGGAUGAUGUUGAAUUGGAACACAAGUACCCUCCAGAGUUCAUCGUGGAGAACAAUUACUUUUUUCACUACGUCCGAGAUGGCUUAUUUGGUUGGUAUUUUGAUACUGACCUCUGUUACAAAAAGUACUUGACCGACUACCAGCGGCUAGUCCUUUUCAAUGAUGGUGGCGAUGAGUAUACAAGCUGGAAGAGAUACGUAGAAUAUUAUAGCACCCCUGAAGCUGAUAGAGAUUAUCUCCAGUACUGGGAAACAAUUGUGAAGGAACUUAAAUGGUUUGAACAUCAUGUGCUGAUAAAGGAGUCUUCUUAUGAGUGGGCGGAAAUACGUUCAAAGGCUAUGCUCCAAGCACUUAGGAUCGCUGUUGGGUUUCCCAAUAUGACUAUGGAACUGGCAGCUAUUGGUUUCCAUGAGUAUAUAUGGAAGACGCGCAUAAAUCUCAUGUUUGUGAAAGAUCUUGAUGGUAUCUUUUUGAGAUUUGGAAGCGGAUCCAUGAGGAUCAUCAGUGUUGUCUAUUUUUCUUUGGACAUUGUUCAGCUGCGUUUCAGAGAUGCUCUGGAUCAAGUUUAUCGUGAGAAUUUGUUUUCAGCACAUGACCGCAGUAUGAAGUAUGAGCUAACUUAUGGCGAUUCCCAAAUGGAGCUAAAAUUUCGUAAGUGCACGGAAGGCAUUAGUCACAGUGUUCCAAAGUAUAAAGCUCGUGAGCUGAUUGCACAUGCAAUUCGUUGGACGCGUCGGUCGUCAGGAACGUAUGAGCAAUAUGCCAGGAAGAAGCUGAGGAUUGCAGAACUGUUGGGAUUGAUUUCCAAGGACAAGAUAGAAGCUGCGUAG